AUGGCAGGAGCGGCCCACGGGAAGCCGAUUUGGAGGGAUACAACUGGGAAGCACCCCGUCACGCACAUUGCGGCUGCCAGGCCAUUCUACAGAUUUGCGGCUACGGGGCUGGGCGCGGCGAUGUGGUUCUUUCUGUUCUACCGAAUGAAGAAGGACGGACCUGCGUUAUUGGGCUGGAAACAUCCUUGGGAUCACUGA
Molecule: messenger RNA, 198 nt
Organism: Cyphellophora attinorum
Lineage: Eukaryota; Fungi; Ascomycota; Eurotiomycetes; Chaetothyriales; Cyphellophoraceae
Exons: 2
Coding region: 1-198 (65 amino acids)
Cellular component (GO): mitochondrial inner membrane
Source: RefSeq, a predicted model, not a curated record